Fulvia fulva is the source of this 1584-nucleotide messenger RNA. Its product is annotated as Disulfide-isomerase. The transcript has 3 exons. Gene Ontology annotation, biological process: protein folding; response to endoplasmic reticulum stress. The coding region runs from base 1 to 1584 and encodes 527 amino acids. Gene Ontology annotation, cellular component: endoplasmic reticulum. The record is from RefSeq and is a predicted model, not a curated record. Gene Ontology annotation, molecular function: protein disulfide isomerase activity. Lineage: Eukaryota; Fungi; Ascomycota; Dothideomycetes; Mycosphaerellales; Mycosphaerellaceae.
AUGCGUUACUCCUCCGCACUGCUGGCUCUGGCCGGCCUGGCGAUGGCCAGCGAUGUCCAUGAGCUCACCAAGGACACCUUCAAGGACUUUGUCACAGAGAACGAGCUUGUGCUCGCAGAAUUCUUCGCACCGUGGUGCGGUCACUGCAAGGCGCUUGCACCAGAGUACGAGGAGGCGGCCACAACACUAAAGGAGAAGAGCAUUGCACUGGCCAAGAUCGACUGCACCGAGCAGCAAGAUCUCUGCCAAGAGUACGGCGUCGAGGGAUACCCAACGCUCAAGAUCUUCCGCGGCGAGAAGAACAUCUCGCCAUACUCUGGCGCACGAAAGGCAGACGCCAUUGUUUCGUACAUGACCAAGCAGUCCCUGCCAGCCGUCUCCCUCCUCACCACACAAGCCGCCCUCGACGAGUUCAAGACCGCCGACAAGGUCGUGCUCGUCGCAUACAUCGGGAAGGACGACAAGACAUCCAACACCACAUUUACCGAGAUCGCGGAGGAGCUCCGGGACAGCUACCUCUUCGCAGCUACCUCUGAUGCCGACUUGGCCAAGGCCGAGGGCGUCAAGGCACCAGCCAUUGUUCUCUACAAGCAGUUCGAUGAGGGCAAGAAUGAGUUCACCGAGAAGUUCGACAAGGAGGCCAUCACCGAGUUCGCCAAGGUCGCCGCAACACCAUUGAUUGGCGAGGUUGGCCCAGAGACAUACGCUGGAUACAUGGCUUCCGGCCUUCCACUCGCAUACAUCUUCGCCGAGACCGCUGAGGAGCGCGAAUCGCUCGCAAAGGAUCUCAAGCCACUUGCUGAAGAGUACAAGGGCAAGGUCAGCUUCGCUACCAUCGACGCCUCUGCCUUUGGCCAGCACGCUGGUAACCUCAACCUCGAAGUUGGCAAGUGGCCAGCUUUCGCCAUUCAGGACACCGCCAAGAACCAGAAGUUCCCAUACGAGUCCGCCGGCGACAUCAAGGAGCUCACCGCAAAGAAGAUUGGCAAAUACGUCAAAGACUUCGUCGCCGGCAAGGUCGAGCCAAGCAUCAAGAGCGAGCCACUUCCAGAGAAGCGCGAGAAGGGCGCAGUCCAGAUCGUCGUUGCAAAGAACUACGAGGACAUCGUCAUCAACAGCGACAAGGACGUUCUCCUCGAGUUCUACGCUCCAUGGUGCGGACACUGCAAGGCUCUCGCACCAAAGUACGAUGAGCUUGCCGGUCUCUACAAGGACUAUGAGGACAAGAUCGUCAUUGCCAAGGUUGAUGCCACUCUCAACGACGUCCCAGAUGAGAUCCAGGGCUUCCCAACCAUCAAGCUCUUCAAGAAGGGCGAGAAGUCCGAGCCAGUCGACUACAACGGUUCGCGAACUGUUGAGGAUCUCGCCAACUUCAUCCGCGACAACGGCUCUGACAAGAUUGACGCAUACGUCGAGACUGCUGGUGAGACUGAGACUGUUGAGACCGACGGCAUGCCACAACAGGCUGCUGCCGCCACUGAGGGUGUGAAGGAGAAGGUUAAGGAGGAGGUGAAGAAGGCUGCUGAGGCCGCCAAGGAUGCUAUCCUUGACAGCGAUGAGGUCGCUGACCACGAUGAGCUUUAA